AUGAGUGGUCCAGGUGCUGCGGCGGCCUCAUGGGCUGUCGAGUCCAGAUCAUCAUUGCCCUUUCAUGUUUCGCACUCUUCGCCGGAUCUGUUAGCUGCUCAUGGCUCCGCCGACCGUGCCCUGCCCAAACCCCCGCCUUCUUCCCGCCUUGAUACCGCCCCGGUCGAUCGCUCCCCCGGUUUCAAGAGCCUGCCACCACUCCCACGCCUGGCUUCUUUUGACAUCCCUUCUUUCGACCUGAAUCUCUCCCCCCGGCCCGCCACGGCGAUAGAUAGGGCACCCCAGAUCGGGUACGAAAACGACAACGCAAUCGUGGAUAGGACCACUGCCGGUGGGACGGUGGUGGACGGCCACGUUCGCAACAGGAGCAAAUCAAUGGUCGACCGGCCCAUCUCGUGGCUUCCCGGCUCAAAAUCGGCCCCGAACGUCCGUACCACCCAUGAGCAUCAGGAGCACCGACCCAAGAGGCUGGCCAAGCAGAAUGUAGCCGGCCCAACGGUGAGCACAACGGCGGUGAAGUCCCCGGAAAGAUCCCGGCCCGUUGAGUCGUUUGCCGACUUUGCGAAACGGUCUUGGAUAUCCAAGUCAAGAUCUCCCUCUCCGCCCGGCAGGCUCGAGAAACUGCGAGGUACCGGCCGCGCCUUCUCCGCUGAGACACCCGGCACGAAGACGACACAGGGCACGCAGACGGGAGCUGACGCCGCGGGUGCUGCUGGGACACCGACCGGCAAGAGGAGCGCCUUCAACCGCGCUAGUCUUUAUCUGACGAGGUUGAAACAGAAGCCUCAAAACGUCUUCUCUAGAAACUCGACUUCCGUUGCCCUCAAGACUUCCCUCGCGAAGAGCGAAUCAUCGAGCGACUCCGAGUGCAGUACCCCCCCAGUAUCAACUCCGAACAGCCGCCCGAGCUCUCCAACCGUUCCGAAGAAUGCUUCUUACAACAGCAUCAACUCGGCCACAUCUUCCCAGCGAAGCCCCUCCGUCGACUCCGAAUUGGAUACCGACACAGCGACGGCGAGCAGCGCCUCUGAAAACACCUCGCAGUCCACCGUCGACACGACUGUAACGAUGCCGCACCCCACGUCGCGAGACCCGCUCUGGGCGACCUACCGGACCCUCGACGUCGAAUUCUCCAAGUUCGCCGGAAAGGGCUCGACAGCCGGGCGGAUGAGCGUAGUCCGGUCCAUUCUGGUACCGUUCCUACGGAGCACGGCAUACCACCCGUCCAAUUCGAACCGAUCCAUCUUGACGGCCGAGGAUGUCGACCGCAGAGCGACCAUCUUGAACAAGUGGUGGAAUGGUCUUUUGGCUAUGCUGAUCGGCACAAACUCGAGGCUACCGGCUGGCCUCGGUCAGGGCAUUGCCUCUCUCGGCAUUCACUUUCCAGUUCUGCAGCCCGUGGCCGGCGUGGACCGGCCUAUUCUGUUGGAAGCGACCACCAUGAUCAUGAUGCGCCCCGAGUGGAGGGCGUGUACGAGCCAAUUCCAACCCCUGGUCGAGCGCUGCUCCCGGGAGAAGGUCCGGCGUAGGUCAGGAACCCAGUCGACCGUGACGACCGAUCCAGAUUCGCUCCUUGCCGAGUCGGCUGAGCACAACGUGCGCACCAUGUUUGUCACCAACCUCACCACCCAGAUGGCGCUGGUCGUCGAGAAGCUGUCACUGCGGCACGCUCCCCUCAGCCUGGUCAACUGGUGUGGCAAGGCCUGUGCCUAUGCCUUCUUUUUCGUACCGGGCAUCUCCGACGUGCUUGUCCGGCUCUGGGGUUUGAAAGCAGAUCUGUUGCGCAGGGUGGCGGAUGAAUUCGAUCUGCCGAGGAGAAGCAAGGGCGAGAGCGACGACAUUGUAGCCCUGUUUCCAUCACACAUGCAUGACCUGGGCUGGUCGUCGGUCAAGUCGCUUGGGGACAAGCUGCGGGUGGCUGCGAAGCUCCCGCUGCUGCUUGCUAAGAUCCACUGGCACGGCCCCUGGGUAUCGAGGUGGCGAGGCGGGGAUACGGACCUGGUAUUUAUCUUUUGCAAGUACUUUUACGCUCUUGCCAUGGAUUUCAUGCCGGAGGGACUCCCGCUGGUCGAAAAGGCACGAGCUCCGGCCUUCGUGCUGGUUCAUGCUCAGCUGUUGUCCAUUUUGGACAGCACCAUUCACCGCCAGGCCUCCCUCGAUGCCCUGCUCGGGCCACCGCUCUCUGACACCCUGCACGGUGCCGACGCCUCGCUGACGGCGCCCCAACUCCCGAGCAAUCUACUCAAAGGGAUGGAUGAGAAUCGGCUGGUCGUCCUGCUCAAGGACAUGCUGGCCGAUGACUCGUUCAGCGAGGCCCCGGAGAUCAAGCAUACGUUCGCAGAGGCUUUUGUUGCAAUCGCAAAGGCCGCCACCAAGCGGACGCCGCGUUUCGAACACGCGUCUUGUUUCAUGCUGUGUGAUUUCCUUGAGGAAACACUGCUCGCACUUGACGCGUUCCAAACCACGGUGAACACGAGUUUCGCGACGUCUCCGGCCCCGACGAAUUCGCGGUCUGAUUAUUUCGGGCCGCCCAGCCCUACCAAAGCGGUCAACUACAUCGACUGGCCUUUCUGGUUUGACGUUGGCAAGAUGAUCAUGGAUUGUAACAACACCAUGUCGGAGAUCCGCAUUCUGUCUUUCAUCUUCGCGAUUUGGGAUGCUAUCGUCGCGGACCCUGCCCGCAAGGAAGCCGUCUGCCUGGACUGGUUGCUGUCCGAGGAGGUCUUUUCAAAGUUCUUCAACCACUGGUGCCCAAUGGUUCGUGCCUAUUACAUGCGCUUGCUUUGCUGGCGCAUCUGCAGGGACUCGGGCAGCUCCAACGAGGUUGACGUAAAAAUCUUCCUCGUUGUGUCUCAGCGGCUGAAGACGGUUUGGUCGCAUUAUCUCUGGCUGAAGCAAGACGCUGAGGCCAAGGGACGUGUGCAUCCGUCGACGGCCCCCACGUAUCCGGCACCGGGUAAGCGAUUUUUGAUCAUCCGGACCGAGGUUCAACCGCCUCAACAGCCCUUGCGCCUGGGAUUCGACUCUUCGAGUGCUUUUCCGUCGCUGGACUCCCCGUUUGACCGUUAUGCCCCCAUCACGAGCAAUGGCGACGGUGACGGUGCGUCGGCCAACGGUAAGGCGGAGAACAUGUCGUUCAAGAAGAGGUGGUCGCUUCUCGGCAAGGUGCUUCCAUUCGGUGCGUCUCAGGAUAGCCCGACGACAGAUACGCCGAAGCGCACCUGGGAGGAAGAAUUGGAGCAGGCCCGCCGGGACACGGCUGCGUCCCGGCUAGCAGGCCGCGGGAGGAAAUUGAAUCCACCCCAGUCGCUAGGCCCGCCGACUCCGCCGAAGCAAGGAUCCUCGGCUGCCGUCACGUCCUCGUCCGAGUCGUACUCGUCAACCGGAUCCGCCCCAACCUUCGAUGCUCCGACAUUCGUCUUCCGCUUCACCCUGACCUGGCAGACGGGCCCUAACGGUGCGCCCAUGCCAUGCCCGCCCAGCCGCGACCGCGUCAUCACCCGGCCUCGGUUGCCCGCGCCCGCGCAGGCCCGAGUCAGCAUUCGCUCGGGGGGCCCUGGCGGAGGCGAUCCGAACCAUGGGGCCGCGGUCUUCCGCAGCGAGAGCCCACCUCCCAUCGCCGCCGGUCUUCCACCCGUGACGCGGAGGGUCAGCGGGCUCUUGCAGACGGGAUUGAUUAGCGAGGCCCGGAACGCCAGGCCUCUUAGCAUGGUGGACGAUGGAUUCCGCACCCGGUCGCUCACGAGGGACACCGAGAAGCGGCUGUCGUUGAGCAUUAACAUCACGCCUCUUCGCAUGUUUGAUGACGAGAAGGGCGGCGAGGAGAGGUCAGAGAUUCAGUCUUCGGCCAGGACAUCCAGUUUCACGGGUUAUGAAUUGGAUCGCGGCCGUUUCGACUUGGGCGGCGGCAGCACCGGAUAUGUCCCGCCCCCGGCCGUCUGCGCUGAACGGCCAACCGGCGUGUUUUCUUCGGGUGCCGUUUAUGCCGGGCGGGCACUCGCGGAAUGGAGCUUGGUGGUCAACGAGUGCAACAGCUUUGUCGACCGCCGGCGCGACGAGGGCAUCCUGGGCUUGAGCGACGUCGAGGUGCCGACACUGAGUGUCGAUGGCCUCGGUAUGCGCGCGCGUGGCUAG
Chaetomium globosum CBS 148.51 is the source of this 4134-nucleotide messenger RNA. RefSeq lists its product as uncharacterized. The transcript has 3 exons. The record is from RefSeq and is a predicted model, not a curated record. The coding region runs from base 1 to 4134 and encodes 1377 amino acids. NCBI's taxonomy places the organism in Eukaryota, Fungi, Ascomycota, Sordariomycetes, Sordariales, Chaetomiaceae.